Molecule: messenger RNA, 779 nt
Organism: Aspergillus neoniger CBS 115656
Lineage: Eukaryota; Fungi; Ascomycota; Eurotiomycetes; Eurotiales; Aspergillaceae
Exons: 2
Coding region: 306-683 (125 amino acids)
Source: RefSeq, a predicted model, not a curated record
GCAGGGAGGGCCAAGCUCGUCAGAGAAAGCUGGCGUAAGAGCGCCGUUUAGGUGGGUUUGGCCGGGGUCUGGAAGCGAAAGAUGACGAUGAGCCGUGGAGCAGGUGCCCGCCCACCGGCUGGGCCCAUGGUUUGCGAUUUGCAUGGGAAGGAGGGAGUAGUGUAUCAAGUGUGUAGUUGAGCAUCCAGGACAGGAUUAACCUCCGGCCAACCACUGAACGGGAUUCAAAACCCUGAUGAUAAUAUGGUUCACUACUCAAAAGAGCCGAACAGAAUGGAGUUCAUUCUCGGUAGUCGUAACCCACCAUGACGAUUGCAAGAGGAAAUGUUCCUCUUCGUGAUGGAUCCAGCAUUUGUCCGACGUUCGCAGAGGGGGAGGAGCCAAAAGGGAAAGCACACCGCCAACCGGAAACGGGUCAGGACCAGGGUGGACCAAUGAGAAUGGUCCCUGGCUACUGGGGAGCAGCAUCCGCGGCGGGCAGGCGGCGGCCAAUGGGAAUAGUGCGAGAACACGCCAUCGCUCCGACUGAUGGUGAAAGAUGGCCGCGCGGUUUCGUCCAAGUAUCGGCUGGGCCGUUCUGUGCUCUUCCUACCCCCCUUGUUGAGAAGAUGGAAGUUCUCCGUAACUACGAGGUCCCUGGUACCUUCCCCCUGCUUUUCCCUACUGUUUGCCUCCUGGACUGACUUGCCACCAAUACUAAUCUCCCUUUCUUUCCCACUUUAUCUACUUAGUACUCUAUCUCCGAUGCCCGGAUGACGAGUACACAUCUCGUAUCGGCC